This is a messenger RNA of Nannospalax galili (Upper Galilee mountains blind mole rat), 4768 nucleotides long. It is a transcript of the gene Tacc1, whose product is annotated as transforming acidic coiled-coil containing protein 1. Gene Ontology annotation, biological process: mitotic spindle organization; cell population proliferation; cerebral cortex development. The coding region runs from base 236 to 2602 and encodes 788 amino acids. The record is from RefSeq and is a predicted model, not a curated record. Lineage: Eukaryota; Metazoa; Chordata; Mammalia; Rodentia; Spalacidae. Gene Ontology annotation, cellular component: cytoplasm. The transcript has 13 exons.
AGCCGAGCGGAGCCGAGCUGAGCGGCGCCACAGCAGCGGGGGCGGGGGACGCGGGAGCGCGCUCAGCGGCGGGGACGGGCGGCGCUGCGGCCGUGGGAGGAAACGCUGCGCCCGGCCGGACGGCACUCGUGGAGGCUCAUCCGCGGCUCGGGGGACACGACCCGGCGCCCGUCACGGCCCUUCCAUUUUGAAAGGAAGAGGCGGCCGGUCGCUCCUGAGGGGCGGCUCCGCGCUCAUGGCGUUCAGCCCCUGGCAGAUCCUGUCCCCCGUGCAGUGGGCCAAGUGGACGUGGUCCGCGGUGCGCGGCGCGGGCGCGGGCGACGGCGAGGCCGCCGGGCCGGAGGGCGACCCCGAGGAGGAGGACUCGCCCACCGAGACCAGGUCCCUGGGAUUCAGCUCGGAUUCUGAAGGUAAUUUUGAGACCCCAGAAGCUGAAACUCCAGUUAGAUCGCCUCUCAAGGAAUCUUGUGACUCAUCACUAGGAUUGGCAGAACCCGGGGCCAAAACCCAAGACUUGCAGGAAGCUGAUGAACAGCUGCUAGCAGAAGUAAUUGAAAAAUGCUCAUCUGAUCCUAGUGCUAAGCCUUCAGAAAAUGAGGUGCCACAGACAACCAUUGAGUCUCACUUAGUAAAGAACGUCAAAGAAGAUAUUAGCAAAAUCUCCGUAGUGAGGCCAUUUUCAAUAGAAACCAAGAAUUCCACAGCCAUCCCAGCAGCCCUUGAAACAAAAGCAGCCCAUGGCUGUGUAACUGUGGUCUCUGCUGCACCAGAAGCCACCUGGGACAAGCCAGUGACAGAAGUCAGCAUGGGGCUUACAUUUGAGGCUUUCACAGAAGUGGAUAUGAAGGCUGCAGUCCCCUGUCCGGAGCCCGUGGCCAGCAGAAGCAAGCUAAGAAAGCCCAGACCUGUCUCCCUGAGGAAGAAAGCAGCUGGGGGAGACUUGGAAAUGCCUGCCAGGGUGGGCUCGCCCCUCUCCAAUGAGUUGGAUGAGAACACACUUUCCUGUGCCCCUGCAGGUACCUGGGGCCAGAAAUCGUCUGAUCUUAAAGAAUCUGUGGAUGUUUUCAGUAACGACACCAGUGACUCAGGGGUUGAGCUACAGGAGGAGGCCAGGAACUCGCCUCUCAAACUCGAGCUUGAUUUUACAGAAGAUGCGGAAAAUGCAGAGGCCAGGAAAGCCCUUCCAAGAAAACUUGGCAGGGAACCUGGUGACAAACUGACACCUAAGAUACAAAAAGACGGCCUCAGUAAGCCAGUAGGUGUAGGACAACCUGCAGACCCCACCGUCCAAGAUACUCCUCUCUCCCAGAUGUCUUCUAAGCUAGAUCCUAGUCAACGGGAUCACCCUAACUUGAAUCCCUUUGAGAGCUACCCUAUUCUGCAGAACUCCCCACCCCUGUCCUCUAAAGGCUCCUACCCCUUUGACGAAACCAUGGAUCCCUUUAAACCAACCUCAGCUUUGACCAGCAGCGACUUUUGUUCCGCCUCUGGUAAUCAUGUUAAUGAAAUCUUAGAAUCACCUAAGAAGGCAAAGUCGCGUUUAAUAACGAGUGGCUGCAAGGUGAGGACAUGCGAAACUCAGUCUCUUGCUCUGGAUACUUGUUCUCAGGAGGAAGGAGCAGUGAUCUCGCAGAUCUCAGACAUUUCUAACAGGGAUGGCCACGCUACUGAUGAGGAGAAGCUGGCAUCCACAUCAUGUGGGCAGAAAUCAGCUGGGGCUGAGGUGAAAGGUGAGCCAGAGGAAGACCUGGAGUACUUUGAAUGUUCCAAUGUUCCUGUGUCUACCAUAAAUCAUGCAUUUUCAUCCUCAGAAGCAGGGUUAGAAAAAGAGACGUGCCAGAAGAUGGAGAAAGACGGGUCUGCUGUGCUUGUAAGUUCUCGUGCUUGGACGGAGGAGGGACUGUUGGAGCCCUCUUCAGAAAAAGCCCCUGUGUCUGUGGCCUGUGGUGGUGAGAGCCCCCUGGAUGGGAUUUGCCUUAGCGAAGCCGAUAAGAUUGCUGUGCUCACCUUGAUAAGAGAAGAGAUAAUCACCAAAGAGACUGAAGCAAAUGAAUGGAGGAAAAAAUAUGAGGAGACCCGCCAGGAAGUCCUGGAGAUGAGGAAAAUUGUGGCUGAAUAUGAAAAGACCAUUGCUCAAAUGAUUGAAGACGAGCAGAGGACAAAUAGGACUUCUCAGAAGAGCUUCCAGCAGCUGACCAUGGAGAAGGAGCAGGCCCUGGCUGACCUGAACUCCGUGGAAAGGUCCCUUUCUGAUCUCUUCAGGAGAUAUGAAAACCUGAAAGGUGUACUGGAGGGUUUCAAGAAGAAUGAAGAAGCCUUGAAAAAAUGUGCCCAGGAUUAUUUAGCCAGAGUUAAACAAGAAGAGCAGCGAUACCAGGCCCUGAAAACUCAUGCAGAGGAAAAGCUGGACAAAGCCAGUGAAGAGAUUGCUCAGGUUCGCGCAAAGGCAAAGGCAGAGAGUGCGGCUCUCCACGCUGGACUCCGGAAAGAGCAGAUGAAGGUGGAGUCCCUGGAAAGGGCCCUUCAGCAGAAGAAUCAAGAAAUUGAAGAACUGACAAAAAUUUGUGAUGAGCUGAUCGCAAAGCUGGGAAGGACUGACUGAGACCCCUCCCCUGAGCUCAGCAGAUCUGAGACUGGCUGCUUCUGUCGUGACCACAGUGUUCUUGCCUUAUCCAGAAGUAACCCCUCUUUUGCAGAGAAAAGUGGCUUUAAAAAGCACAUGCCUAUUGCUGCCUGGCUCGUCUCGCUGCCAAUGCGACAGCCCUGAAGCAACGCUGGCUGCAGCUGGCCAGCGGGAGCCCGCAGCCCUUCAGGUGGUAGGUUCAGUUGACAGGCUGCCGAGUCCAGAUGUCUGACUCUGUCCUCGGCAGCAUUGUGAUGCCAUCUGUAGUCCUCACCUCUGUUAAGUUUCCACCUUUGUAACUGCUGUUUGAGGUCGCCUCCACCAGCUCUUUGAUGUUUUUUAACCUAUUUAAUCUUCAUUUUCAGCAUUGGCAGUUUUAUUGAAGGAGACAGUUUGGCCCGUUGUUGCCAACUGUUCGUAGACAAGAAGGCUCUGUCCCCUUUACUUACUUAGUGCCCCUCUGUGCUACUGAUUUCCCUGAAUCACAUUCAGAGCUUCUACAGAGGAAUGUAUUUACAUAAGUGCAGAACCCUAUUUUCAGACAGAACCCUGCCUCCAAAUGCCAACUUGAGACUUUGUGGGGACUGGGGACACAGCUGGUAGAGUAGCAUACAUGAAGCCUGGGCUUGAUCCUCAGCACCACAAAAACUGGACGUGGUGGCACAUACCUGUAAUCCCAGCAACUCCAGAAGUGGAGGUGGGAAGAUCAGAAGUUCAAGGUCAUCCACAACUAUGUAGCCAGUGUGAGACCCAGUCUGGACAACAUGAGACCCUGUUACAAAGGGGCAGGGGGCUGAGCAUGAUGGCGUAGCCCUAUGGGCUCAGCUUGGGAAGACGGGCAGGAGGCCGAGGCACUGCACCCAGAGUUUACGGACACUGUAGACACUAGGCAACAGAGGUGUUGAGUCAGAAACCAAAAUGAAACAAAACUUGGGGGUGGGUGGGGAGAUUAAAGACACGAAGACCAUAGAUUUAGGUUCUCAUCUGAGAAAGACUUGUUCUGUGCUAUUUGUUGCCCCAGCAUUUGGACACCCCUAGGCUUUGAUGGAUUUCUGCUUUCUCGGGGGUAGAUGCCAGGGCCUCCCUCAGAGCUGAUUUGGUAUAUCUACCAUGGGGUCAUUUAGUCCCCUUUGUCUCCAUUUGGUAACGAAAAAAUCAACUUUUGUUAUCCAUUUGAGGGGCUGGAGAGAUGGCUCAGCAAUUAAGAGCACUGACUGCUCUUGCAGAGGACUCGGGUUCAAUUCCCAGUACCCACAUGGUGGCUACUUACUGUCCUUAACUCCAGUUCCAGGGGAAUCCGAAGCCCUCCAUGGCAUUUUACAACACGGGUACACUCACAUGCAUGCAGGCAAUACACUCAUACACAUAAAAUAAAAAUAAUAAAAUAUUUUUUAAAAAAAAGAAAUAUGCAAAAAUAAGGACUUGUGAAAAGUUUAAUCAUAUUUAAAAGAUAAUUACCUAAUUAUCCUAAUUACCAGUUAGGAGGUGAAGAAACUUUGUUUUUAUGUUUAUAAGCAUUGUACACUUCAGAGACUAAAAAAAGAAAGGAAAAAAUAAGCAAAAAAUGCUUUCGUACUUAACAAAAUGGGCAGUAAAAAAAAAAAAAAACAUGUCAAUCACUCUCCAAAUCAGCAUGCUGAGAAUAUUUUAAACAAAGACGGCUUGAUUCCUGGGGGUCGGGCGGGGAGCACUGCAGGGAGAACGUCCACACUGACAAAAUGAAAUUCUGUGAGCUCAGCCUGGGGACAUUAACCCCAAAUGGAAAUUCAGGUUUUGAUGCCAGUGAGUUUCCUUCACAGAUGGGCAGAGCCAGAUUCGUCCAAGCUCUAACACAUCUUUGUUGGUAACCUUCCACCUGAGAGUCUUCAUGAUGAUAUAUACCGUGUUCAACCACACAUAUGUUCCUACUUGUAAAACUAUUGCAUGAGCCAACUCCAGCAGUGAAUUGUGCCUCGUGGAGAACCUUUGUAGAUCUUAAAAAGCAAAUAUUUAUUUAGCAGUGUAUAGCCCAGGGAAGUUAGUAAUGUCUUUUCAAGAAGAAGUCUUAUUUUAUCAAUAUGCAUUUAUGAUAAUUGGUGCUUAGGUCAGGCUGUGUUGUAAGGCCUAUUGUCUUAACAUUUUGUACAAAAAAAAAAAAAAAAACAA